This is a messenger RNA of Trichoderma harzianum CBS 226.95, 450 nucleotides long. RefSeq lists its product as hypothetical. NCBI's taxonomy places the organism in Eukaryota, Fungi, Ascomycota, Sordariomycetes, Hypocreales, Hypocreaceae. The record is from RefSeq and is a predicted model, not a curated record. Bases 1 to 450 code for a protein of 149 amino acids. The transcript has 2 exons.
AUGUCCGUGCCGCAAGCCUGUCAAAGGCCGAUCGUGAUCGGAUCGUCGGCGGUUAUCUCUGUGUAUGGACAUAUUCAUACAAUUCAUGCUCAAGUUCUCACCAACCUCACAACAUCAUACACGCACAGCACGGCACAGCACCUCGCCACAACUGGCUCCCUGUCAGCUGAACAGCAACCCAAUGACCAACUUAUAUGCAAGUCUCAAAGUUAUCACUUCUCCCCUGCUCACCGAAAAUAUCAACGGCCCAAGCGGCACUCUUCCAAUUGGCCCAAGUCGGCGUUACCUUGCGCAACCGCCCCGGAUGCACUGACAAGCCUCAGCCGAAGGGAGAUGAACGAGCAAGCCAAGUCUCCACCGGGACGGCAUCUGACCAAAUCAGGUUGCACGUCAAGAGACAUCCAGCUGCGCCCUGAAAUUAUGAACAAGGGCAGUUGUGAAAAUGUGUAA